AUGACUACAACAUCUCAAGUUGGGACUGCAACAGUCUCCCAGCCCGCUAGUUUGCACGAAAAUCUUGGAAAAGAUGCCCCACCUUCAGCCUCUGGAGGCAACGAGUACGCAGAUUCCGAGGAGAACUAUAAGCCCAAAACGCUCAAGUUUUGGCUCGUCAUCAUCUCGAUCUAUCUGGCCUUCUUCCUUGUUGCUCUCGACCGCAUGAUCAUUGCUACUGCUAUACCGGCAAUCACAAACACAUACGGCACUAUCGCGGAUAUAGGCUGGUAUGGUAGUGGCUACAUGCUUACUAAUCCACCAAAUCGCGAGAUGAUGCACUCGCUGACCCUCAUUGAAGUCAUCGUCGGUCGCGCAAUCGCUGGUAUUGGAGCAGCUGGACUUCAAUGUGGUGCGGUCAUGAUCAUCGUACCCCUCGUGCCAUUGCGAAGGCGACCCAUCUUCACUUCUUUUCUCGGUCUCGCAUUUGGAGUGUCAUCUGUAUUGGGGCCCUUCGUUGGAGGUACCUUCACGGACAACCCGACCUUGACCUGGAGAUGGUGCUUCUACAUAAACCUCCCCAUCGGUGCCUUGACGUUCGCAUGCAUAUUCUUCUUUCUGGAUCUCCCUUCAACACCUAAAGAGAAGCUGUCCAUUCUCGCUCAGCUCAAGCGCCUCGACCCAAUAGGUCUUCUCUUCUUCGUACCAUCCAUGGUAUGCCUUAUCCUCGCUCUUCAGUGGGGAGGUACGACCGAUCCCUGGUCGGCACCGAAAAUCGUCGGCCUGCUCGUCACAUUUGCAGUUACUUUCAUCGGAUUCCUGGUUGUGGAGUUUACGAUGCCGGAUACAGCCAUGGCCCCGCCUCGGGUCAUCUUGAACCGUUCGAUGGGCGGUGCUAUGCUUUUCAUCUUUCUCCUCGCCGGCGGUAUGAUGAACGCUGUAUACUACAUCGCCAUUUGGUUCCAGGCAGCUCAGGGCCAGUCUGCCAUGCAGGCCGGUGUACGCACGAUACCGUUGUGCACAUCGCUUAUUGUCUUCGGUAUUAUCACAGCAGUGAUAACUCAGAAGAUCGGAUAUUAUGUCCCUGCUUUACUCCUUUCGGCCGUUGUCGCAUCAAUCGCCAGUGGCCUCCUUUCUACACUUACGCCGGAGUCGAGCGCUCGCGAAUGGAUUGGCUAUCAGGUCUUCUACGGGUGCGGGCUUGGCUUUGGGGCUCAAACAGCGAACCUGGUGCCGCAGACUAUCCUGCCGCGCUCAGAUGUUUCCCUAGGCAUGGCGAUGAUCUUCUUCUUAAAUCAACAGGGUGGUGCUAUCUUCCUUGCUGUUGGACAAAAUCUGUUCUCGACCCAGCUCGUAAAGCAACUAUCGGGCAACUCCAACCUUGAUACUGAACUCAUCAUCAAUACCGGCGCAACAGACCUCCGAAAAGUGGUAGCGGCGAACGAGAUCGAUACGGUGGUAUCGGCGUACAGCUACUCAAUAACUCGGACGUUCCUGCUAGCAGCAGCACUCAGCGCUUGCACCAUCAUUGGAGCGUUGAUGGUGGAAUGGAGGAGCAUCAAGGAACGUGCGGGAAAGCCAGCAGAACAAGCGUCAAGAGAUGUAGAGAAAGAGGCUGCUUGA
Messenger RNA from Alternaria ethzedia, 1602 nucleotides. RefSeq lists its product as uncharacterized. The record is from RefSeq and is a predicted model, not a curated record. Gene Ontology annotation, biological process: transmembrane transport. The transcript has 5 exons. Bases 1 to 1602 code for a protein of 533 amino acids. NCBI's taxonomy places the organism in Eukaryota, Fungi, Ascomycota, Dothideomycetes, Pleosporales, Pleosporaceae. Gene Ontology annotation, molecular function: transmembrane transporter activity.